AUGGCGUCGCAAGAAUACAUGGACAAGAUGCAGCUCCGCCAGAACUAUCGGAAUCUCUGGCACUCCGAUCUCAUGGGCACCAUUCAACAAGAUACCCCUUAUUGUUGCUUGGCUUUUUGGUGUGGGCCAUGUGUAUCUUACAUGCUCCGGAAACGAGCGCUUUAUAAUGACAUGUCAAGGUAUACAUGUUGCGCUGGUUAUAUGCCAUGCAGUGGUAGAUGUGGAGAACGUAAAUGUCCCGAGCUUUGCCUUUUCACUGAGGUUUUCCUCUGCUUUGGAAACUCGGUGGCUUCAACCCGAUUUCUGUUGCAAGAUGAAUUCAAUAUUCAAACAACAAAAUGCGACAAUUGCAUUAUUGGUUUCAUGUUUUGCCUGCAACAAAUUGCUUGCAUAUUUUCCAUUGUUGCAAUGAUUGUUGGGAGUGGUGAGAUUCAAGAUGCAGCACAGUUACUGAACUGUUUGGCCGAUAUGGUUUAUUGCACGGUCUGUGCAUGUAUGCAGACACAACAUAAGAUCGAAAUGGACAAACGAGAUGGCAAGUUCGGUCCGCAACCAAUGGCGAUACCCCCUGUUCAGCAGAUGUCACGCCUUGAUCAAGCAAUUCCUCCUGCAGUUGGCUACCCCCCAGCAGCAUAUGGACAACCUUAUGGGCCACCUCAAGGGUACCCGCCAUCUGCAUAUCCUCCUGCUCAGUACCCUCCACCUGGUUACCCACCAUCUGGUUAUUCUAGGUGAUCUUUCUCUGGUUUAGGAUUUGCUUUCAUUCGCCUGAGACUGGGUUACUGAGUCAUGGAUGGAGCUGGUAUUCUUUAUGAACUUCAGCUUUGCAUGCUGUUGGAGUUUAUAAAGUGAUAGCUUAUAUAUAUAUGUUGUGUGAUUUGCUUUUCACAUUGCUGAUUUGAACAGUUAAAAGGUUAUGUUGAGACGAGCUUGUUUAUCGUC
Hibiscus syriacus is the source of this 942-nucleotide messenger RNA. RefSeq lists its product as uncharacterized. NCBI's taxonomy places the organism in Eukaryota, Viridiplantae, Streptophyta, Magnoliopsida, Malvales, Malvaceae. Bases 1 to 735 code for a protein of 244 amino acids. The transcript is spliced from 8 exons. The record is from RefSeq and is a predicted model, not a curated record.